GUAAAGCUGCCGUCCAUCCUCAAAUGACCUACGGACUGCGCGAGAGCGCGGUACUGACGCCAGGAGGGACCUGUGUUCUGAUAACGCGUUUUCAAUUAUCCCCCAAGUGUCUUUAGCCUGUUGUGCGGUUUGUCACGAUUGCUAACCCAACAAGGCAAACCUGGACAUUGAAUUUGCUGGUCCGCACAAAUUUUAAAACUGCCUUACACCUGCAGUUAAAUUUCCUUGCAAUAGCAGGUAUUCUUCCAACUGUCACUUGGUUAUGAUGGCUUCCAGUCACACUGUGCUGAUGCGGUUGGUAGCCUCAGCAUAUUCUAUUGCUCAAAAGGCAGGAAUGAUAGUCAGACGUGUCAUUGCUGAAGGAGAUCUGGAUAUUGUGGAGAAGACCUGUGCAACAGACUUGCAGACCAAAGCCGAUCGAUUGGUACAGAUGAGCAUAUGUUCUUCCCUAGCACGGAAAUUCCCCAAACUAACAAUUAUAGGGGAAGAGGAUCUGCCUUCUGAGGACGUGGAUCAAGAGCUGAUUGAAGAUGGUCAGUGGGAGGAAAUACUGAAGCAACCAUGCCCAGCACAGUACAGUACUAUUAAAGAAGAAGAUCUUGUUGUCUGGGUUGAUCCUCUGGAUGGUACCAAGGAAUAUACUGAAGGCCUUCUUGACAAUGUAACAGUACUUAUUGGAAUUGCUUAUGAAGGAAAAGCCAUUGCAGGAAUUAUUAACCAGCCAUAUUACAACUACCAGAACAAUGAAAAGGAGAAGUUAAGGGAGCACAGGAAUGAAGCAAAGGCAGGACCAGAUGCCGUGUUGGGGAGGACUAUCUGGGGAGUUUUAGGUCUAGGUGCCUUUGGGUUUCAACUGAAAGAAGUCCCGGCUGGGAAACACAUUAUCACAACCACCCGAUCCCAUAACAACAAGCUGGUCACUGACUGUGUAACUGCUAUGAACCCUGAUGAUGUACUUCGAGUGGGAGGAGCAGGAAAUAAGAUUAUUCAGCUGAUUGAAGGCAAAGCCUCUGCUUAUGUAUUUGCAAGUCCUGGAUGUAAGAAGUGGGAUACUUGUGCUCCAGAAGUUAUUUUACAUGCUGUGGGAGGCAAGUUAACAGAUAUCCACGGGAAUGCCCUUCAAUACAACAAAGAGGUGAAGCAUAUGAACUCCGCAGGAGUCCUUGCCACACUGAGGAAUCAUGACUACUAUGCAAGCCGAGUUCCAGAAUCUGUUAAAAAUGCACUUGUUCCUUAAAGCAGAGUCUCAUUUACUUAAGUAGGAGAAGGACUUGGUUCUUAAUAUAUUUUAAAAUCAAUCGGAUACAAUUAGAACUCUACCUUUAUUCAUUGUUGAUCAGUGACUUAUGUUUAGUUAUUAUACUUAGGACUAGAAAAUAGAUUAAAGAAGUUAACUUGACGAAUUAAUCAGCCAGAUCAAUUUUGACAUCUGGAGAAUUUAUAAAUUUAACAUGUUAUAUUUCUUUUCCUUCUUUUGUGUGGAGAAAUGAAAAAAAUGGUUAGUUCCAACUGGUAUUCCAGAUCACCUGUUAACUUGACAUUCCUAUCUUAUAAACCAGCUUUUUUUAGGGCACGGUUGUUCCUACAUCUCACUAUUGUUUUUCACAGUGAUUUUUAAAGUGUUUCUACUCCAGUUAUGGAUAUAUAUAAUGUUACUAUGUAUGUUAAGGAAAAGGAUUUAUGGAGAAAUUUUCUUUAAAUUAUUUAAUCCUAGCUUUUUAUGUUUUUCACUAGCUUUUUUUUUUAAGUAUUUGAAAAUUAUAAAUUCUCUACUAUAGGAAUUCCUUUUCUUAUGGCAUCAUUAUAUGGCUUAACUGUGGGAAGUUAUGAGUAAUUGCCUUUAUUCCUCUCAAUGGGCGAUCAUAACAUAUACUAUUCUAACACUAUGCCUAGAUUUUUCACUUCUUCAGUCUCUGUUCAUUGCUUUUAAUUAAAUUUCUCCAGUUGGAUUAAUACCCAACUUUUUUAGAAUCAUCUAGGAGAUUUUUUAAAAAUGCACAUUGACAGUGUCUAGCUCAACAAUUUUAAUUCAGUAUAUUUUAAGAAGGCUAAUCUGGGGACUUUGAAAAUCAUCUAACUGUAGUGCUUAUUAAAUAAGGUAAUAACAGUGUUAUUUUACAGGAGCGUCAUAAUCCACAGGAAGAGGCCUCUGUGGCUUCUACACCUUUACCACUCCUGUUAUCAUCUAGGGUCCAGCCACCUGUCACUGUCAGCCAGUAUGCAGAGAUAGGGAUAGGUCCACCAAACUUUGUCAGAAGGCCAGCAAUUCUGGAGGACAGUCAGAAUAGGCUCUCCAAGACUGUUCUGUUCUUCCAUUCCCAGAAUCACAGUUUUAUACAUAAAGGUUCAAAGCAAAGGCCACAUUAAAUCUUUUUUUGUUUGUUUGUUUAGCAGGCCCCGGCUGGUUUAGCUGGUUUUGUUUGUUUGUUUGUUUGUUUGUUUGUUUAGCAGGCCCCAAACCCGCCAGCCCCUGUGCAUGGGCCAGCACUCCAAUCAUUUAACUAAGGUUGCCCAACCCACAUUAAAUCUUACUGUACUUUAUUGUUAUUUAUUUAUUUAUUUUUGAGACAUUCUCACUUUGUCAUCCUUGCUAGAAUGCUAUGGAAGCAUACCUCACAGCAACCUCAAACUCUUGGGCUCAAGUGAUUCUCUUGCCUCAGCCUCCCUAGUAGCUGGGACUAUAAGCGUCCACCACAACGUCCAGCUAUUUUUAGAGAUGGUGUCUUGCCUUUGCUCAGGCUGAGCUCAAGCAAUCCAUCUUCCUCAGCCUUCCAGAGUGCUAGGAUUACAAGCCUGAACCACCAUGCCUGGCCUAAAUCUUAUUUUAAUAAUAAUCAGUAUAGGCCGGGCACGGUGGCUCAUACCUGUAAUCUGAGCACUCUGGGAGGCUGAGGCAAGUGGAUUACCUGAGCUCAGGAAACCAUCCUAAGCAAGAGGGAGAUGCAAUCUCUUAAAAAAAAGAAAAAAAAUAGGUGUUGUGGCAGGCAGGUGUAGUCCCAGCUACUUGGGAGGCUAAGGCAAGUGGAUCACUUGAGCCCAAGAGUUUGAGGCUGCUGUGAGCUGUGACACCAUAACAUUCUCCUGAGGGUGAUAAAGUGAGACUCUAUUUCAACUAAAAAAAAGUCAUUUUCCUAAAUCAGUCUUGAAGAUGGUCAUCUUUAGGUUGGGAGAUAAAUUUACAAAACACUAAGAAUGACAGGAGGUGAAGGUUGCAUAGGACCUAGACCACCAGGCCAGUUGUGUCAUGCCUGGACUUAAUCCAUCUUCUCCUCACUAGCUGUGCUUUCGCUCCUUCUAACUCUCUUCUUGUGCUAUGGUCACUCCUACUCAGUCUCCUUUCUUGAUUUAUUUGUCUUCCUUCCCUUAAAUGCUACUAUUCACUACCAUUCUGUUCCAGGCUCUCUCUGCUUUCUCACCAAAUGAUAUCAUUCACUCACAUGGCUUCACGUGGGCCCUUUUCCCCCAGAAACCUGAAAUCUUAAAUCUUAGAACUUGCAAACUCUAGAACCACACACCCAAAUACCUAUUUAGAUGCGUUACAGAGAUCUCUUAAUUACUAAGCAUAAACAGCUCUUCACUUAGGCUCAGCCUGGUGACUUAUGCCUAUAAUCCUAACACUCUGGGAGACCAAGGCAGGUGGAUUGGGCUUAAGGUCAGGAGUUUGAGAAUAGCCUGAGUAAGAGCAAGACCUAGUCUCUAAAAAUAGCUGGGCACACUCUGGGAGGCUGAGGCAGGCAGAUUGCCUAAGCUCACGGGUUUGACUCUGUCUCUAAAAAUAGCCAGGCAUUGUGGUGGGCGCCUAUAGUCCCAGCUACUUGGGAAGCUGAGGCAAGAGAAUCGCUGGAGCCCAAGAGUCUGAGGUUGCUAUGAGCUGUGACACUAGGGCACUACCUAGGGUGACAAAGAGAGACUCUGUUUCAAAAAAGAAAUACAUACAUACAUAAAAAUAGCUGGGCAUUCUUGCAGGCACCUGUAGUUCCAGCUAGUAGGGACACUGAAGCAAGAGCAUUGCUUGAGUCCAAAAGUUUGAGGUUGUGAGCUAUGAAGCUAUGACAUUCUACCCAGGGUGACAAAGUGAGACUCUCAAAAAACAACCAGCUCUUCAUUCUUGCCUACCCCUCCUGAAAUUAUUUUACAAACCCACAAUCUGAUCCUGAUAAUUGGCCAAGUUUGAAAAUCACUGCCUUAAUCUGUGAACAGUGGACUACAUCUAAUAAAAAAACUAAGUGUAACAUAAAAA
This is a messenger RNA of Nycticebus coucang (slow loris), 4240 nucleotides long. RefSeq names its product 3'(2'), 5'-bisphosphate nucleotidase 1 (gene BPNT1). Lineage: Eukaryota; Metazoa; Chordata; Mammalia; Primates; Lorisidae. Gene Ontology annotation, molecular function: 3'(2'),5'-bisphosphate nucleotidase activity. The record is from RefSeq and is a predicted model, not a curated record. Gene Ontology annotation, biological process: phosphatidylinositol phosphate biosynthetic process. Bases 263 to 1237 code for a protein of 324 amino acids. The transcript is spliced from 11 exons.